AUGUCCAGUGUCAGCCUGAAUCUCCAACAAUGCACAGACGUACCUGAGAAAGGCAAUGGCCCAGAGGGCCAGAAAAAGGACGACAGAGUCGACACAAGGCAUGACAAGGACGAUAAGAAGCACGACAAUGACGCAUAUUCGAUUUGCACAGACGAAGAGGAAGAUAUGGAGGACUACAAGAAGGGCGGUUAUCACUACAUUGCCGUCGGAGAUGCCUUUAAUGAAGGUCGCUAUGUAAUCCUGCAGAAACUCGGUUGGGGCCACUUUUCGACCGUAUGGCUGGCAAGGGAUACAAUUAAUAACCGGCAUGUGGCCCUCAAGGUUGUCAAGUCUGCUACACACUACACAGAGACCGCCCUAGACGAGAUCAAGCUGCUUGAGAGGGUGGUCAACGCCAAUUCUGAUGCGCCUGGACGGAAAUAUGUUGUGGAGCUGCUCGACCAUUUUAUGCACCAUGGACCGAACGGCACGCACGUUUGCAUGGUCUUUGAGGUCCUGGGCGAGAAUCUGCUCAGUCUCAUCAGGCGCUUCCAUCAUCGGGGUAUCCCCAUACACCUGGUUCAGCAGAUCAUAUACCAAGUCUUGAUGGGUCUGGACUACAUGCAUCGGGAAUGCAAUAUCAUCCACACGGAUCUCAAGCCAGAAAACGUCCUGGUCUGUGUCGAGGAUGUCGAGAAGGUCGUGCGGGGGCUCUUACGGGACGCAGACGAGACCUGCACAGCAAAUGGAGACCUGCCAAGCGGCCGAUCGGGCACCACCAAAGUUAUCGGCAGCAAGCCUUUGACGCAUCGAACGCGCCCAUGCGCCGAAAACUCCCAUAUCAGCGCACCAUCCUCAGCGACUGCAGACUCUUCCUCAGCUUCCACACCAACCGAUAAUCAGGAUCAUGACAGUAACCGCACCAUGGUCGAUACAGCAUCAUGCAACUUGACCAGGACAAUGAGCGGCAUCAAUUUGGACAAGACAGCACCUGCAGGCAGGUCCUCAGAUCGGGACACAUCUACCACGUCCGAAAAGAUAACUGUCAAAAUUGCAGAUCUGGGUAACGCAUGUUGGGAGGACCAUCACUUUACAAACGACAUCCAGACACGGCAAUACCGAUCGCCUGAGGUCAUUUUGGGGGCCAAAUGGGGAACAAGUACCGACGUCUGGAGUGUGGCAUGCAUGACCUUUGAACUGAUCACCAGCGAUUACCUUUUUGAUCCUCAGAGCGGACCCUCCUUCAGCAAAAAUGAUGAUCAUAUGGCUCAGAUCAUCGAGCUGAUGGGCCACUUCCCCAAGAAACUGGCCCUGAGUGGGAAGUACUCUCACGAAAUGUUUAAUCGCAAGGGCGAGCUCCGGAACAUUCAGAAGCUGCGGAUGUGGAGGUUGGAGGAUGUGCUGCGCGAAAAAUACGUGAUGCCAUCCAAGGAUGCAGAAAUGCUAGCCAGUUUCCUAGAGCAAAUGCUGCUGCUGGACCCCGCACAGCGAGCGACGGCAGGCAAGAUGACACAGCAUCCAUGGCUGCGCUACACCCCAGAGGAGGAGCAAACGCAGCCAUCGUCCAACGGCGAGCGGAGAUGGUCUGUUUGA
Molecule: messenger RNA, 1572 nt
Organism: Gamsiella multidivaricata
Lineage: Eukaryota; Fungi; Mortierellomycota; Mortierellomycetes; Mortierellales; Mortierellaceae
Product: kinase-like domain-containing protein
Exons: 4
Coding region: 1-1572 (523 amino acids)
Biological process (GO): regulation of mRNA processing; spliceosomal complex assembly; protein phosphorylation
Molecular function (GO): protein kinase activity; ATP binding
Source: RefSeq, a predicted model, not a curated record